GCGAGGAGAGGCACCGCAUCCGCUGCUCUUAGCGCGAGUCUCCUCUGGCAUGGACACCGGAGGAGAGCACUGACCAUCCAGGAACCAUGCCUACUGUCCUCGGCGACAAAGGGAAACUUUCCAUUGUCUGUUUUAUACUCAGAUGCGCAUAUUCUCAGAUCACCUGUCAAUCUCAACUCCCUGUGACGUUCUCCUCGUUCACCGUCGCCUCCUUUCUUCUGUUUGCACAGGUAACAAGAAGCCAACACAACAGCUGGGCCAAAGAUAUUCUGGAGGACAUGACUCAGUCCUGGCCGUCCCAGCAAGCCUUAGGGGGUGACCAGGCCCAGCGAAUCCUCUACAACCCUAAGGAAGCAAAGCUACCAACUGCACAGCAAAAGCAAAGUCGGGGGGAUGUUCAGCUUCGAAUGACCCGUCACCCUCGCGUGGCACCUCACAAAUCUAUGCUCGCUAAUGACCUGAAGCUGAGCAGUGAUGACGAUGACACUCAAAGGGCAACUCAUGAUUCAGCUCCCUGGGAUGGACACAGCCUGUCAGCACAGCGAGCGCACACACAUGGCAGGAGGGUGAGACAUUCCAGCUCAGACUCUUCAGGCUCGGACUCCUCCGUUGAGUCUCGCAGCAGCAGCCUUCACUCCCGGAGCCCCAGCCGGAGCCCAGACAUUCACCCGGACCCUGCGUCGCCUGCCAACACUCAUCCACCAUGCAUCAACAAAGAGACUGAUCACCCCCCUGCGGCCCAGUGGCAGUUGGAUAAAUGGCUGAAGAAGUCCCGGAAGAAAUCUGCCAGCAGUGACCAGGAUCCCUCCCAGAGUAUUCCAGGACGUCUUCCCUCUCCCUCCACUCACAGAGCCCCAUCUCCAGCCAGAUCCUGGGACACCAAUCGGGAAUACAGUCCUAGCCAAAGCCCUAUUCCCAGCCCACAGUUCAAUUACAGCAACAACAACAGCCCCCUACCGAGCCCAGGUUAUAGCUUCUGCCCUAGUCCCAGCCCAUUCCCCAGCGCCUGCCCAAGUCCCGGCCCGAGCCCGAGGCACAGCCCGAUCCCCAGUCCGGUUCCAAGUGUUUGCCCCAGUCCGUGUGGGAGCCCGAGAGCCAGCCGUACCCCAAGCCCUUUACCUAGAGACCCUCCAAGAAGCCCGAGUCCAGGUCUACCUGCUCCUUCCAGGGUUCGGCACUAUCCUGAGGUUCGGACAACACAACCCAGCCUAACAACCAAUCCCCACAGGACAAAAAGUAGGUCAUGGAUUACCCCAUUGCCUAACACAGACACCAAGAGCAAGCCUACAAACAACGCUCAUCUUCAGCCAAGUCAUCAGCAAAGGCCCAAAACUCGACUCACACAGGAGCAGGACCAAAGCCAACCAAAGACUUCUGCUGUUUUAGACUCGAAUCAGAGUCACAUCCUCAAAUCUAGACACAAGCCUCACUUACAUCCAAGUUCUAAACCUCUUUCCUUGCCUCCCAAAGCCAAACAGACAUCUCAUUUUGAGCAAAUCCAGAGUAGCAGAUCCAACCACAAAUCCAGGCCUUCGUUUCAAUUCAGCUCGCAACACAGCCCCACAAAAGUAAAGCACUCAGCUCCCAUUAGUUGUGAAACCAACUCUGGUCAUACUUCUCAUUUCCAAUCUACCUCUAAAGCUGCUACUUAUCCUAAUUCUGGGUCAAACUCUAGAUCAAACACAAGCCUAAAACCUAAAGCCAAGUCUUCAGAGGCUCCUGUGCAUGUUAACCAUACAAAAACAACACAGAAGAAACCUCAGUCCAAGGAGCGGGAGGUGGAGCACAGGGGAGAACAUUUGAGCCAAGCUGAGGGGAGAAAACACGAGAGGAAAGAGGACAGACUUCGGGAAAAACAACAAGGGCAACAGGAGAGAAAGGAAGACAGGAGGCUGGCGGAGGAGCAGCUACUGAGACGUCCCUGGGUCCACAGUUCAGCUGAAGAAGAGGAGGAGGAAGAGGAGGAGGGAGUGAUAGAGAGGCGGAGAGAGGAAAAAGGGGGAAACAGUAGGAGGAGAGAGCAGCAACAUAGACGCGAAUGGCAAACAGUCCAGGCCAAACAGAGACUGCCUACCAACACCGAGCAACACCGCCUUCAGGACGACUCACACCACCAGGGGAGGAGAAAAAAAGGAGGGAGAAGUGAGGAGGAGAGAGAGUUGCAGAAAGAUCUAUUACGUCCUCCGUCACAUUCCCCAACUCCUCACAAACCAUCCUCCUCGCCCUCUGCCUCCUCCUCUUCAAAUUUAGAGUCAGAAUCUGAAUAUCAGGCUCCGAUCACCAAAGUCCAAGCAGACUCUACCUCUCACAGGAGACUCCCCAAGAGAGGCCCCGGCAGGUCUGACGCCCACAGGCCGAAGGUGGUGCGGCCCACCUCAGGUAACACAAGCGAGGGGCAGCAAAAACUCUACACCCUGGUGCCUUUCGGGCGAGGCGAACAAGCUACAGCGCCUUCCCAUCGAGGACUUAGAAACCUGGUGGUGCAGAUAGACCUCUGUCUUCUCAAAAGGGUCCCGGACAGCACGACUAGUUCCACGGUUAAAAAGUCUUCCUCUUCCUCCUCCUCUUCAUCCACCAAGGACAAGCAAAGAGAGACUAUGAAACACCUGUGCGCCCCAGAGACUGUGACGAAAGACAGCAAAAGGAAACGCAAGUUGGAGAAUGGUGUGUCACACAGAGAAAGCAAGAGGAGUAUUCCUUAUGCAACGGAGCCCUCAGGCCACACAGAGCCUUCGUCUCACACAGCUGAGCGCAACUUUGUGACCGAGACCACGCACAACGGGUACUUGGAGGAGUACUUGGAUAGCAAGAUGCCGUUGUCUCCUCUGUCGCCGCUGUCCGACAGCCCCGAGUCCACGAAGCCUCCUCCCAAAACAAAGACUUCAGAGCAGCAUCAAGUCCCUGUCCACAAGAACAGAGACAAGAAUAGAACUUCUGCUAUAAAGCCCAAGAUGGAGGUGGAAUGUGUCAAAGUGUUGAGACAGCCCCAGCCACCACAAGAGUCCUGGGGCCCUGCAGGGCACAGAGGGACCGUGCCAAACCAGGAAACUCCGCACCAUGCUGAGUACUACUUACAUGAAGCUAAAAGGAUGAAGCACCGUGCCGACGCAAUGGUGGACAAGCUGGGGAAGGCUGUGAAUUACGUCGACGCUGCUCUCUCCUUCAUGGAAUGUGGGAAAGCGAUGGAGGAAGGGCCGCUCGAGGCAAAAUCUCCUUAUACCAUGUACUCGGAGACCGUGGAGCUUAUUAGGUACGCAAUGAGGCUGAAGAGCCACUCUGGCCCUGGGGCGAGACACGAAGACAAACAGCUGGCGGUGCUGUGUUUCCGAUGCCUCGCUCUCCUUUACUGGCAAAUGUUUCGGUUAAAGAAGGACCACGCACUGAAAUACUCCAAAGUUCUGCUGGACUACUUUAAGAGUUCUCCCAAAGUGCCUUCUACACCACCUGGUUGGAGUGACUCUGGGAAGGGUGCAGGAGAACCUCCUUCUUCACUCUCACCCAAUGCCAAACACCUCGGCCGGGGUUCACACGGGGGCAGCGCCUUCCCCUCUCACAUAAGCAUUCCCCAGCGUAUCCAUCAGAUGGCAGCAAAUCACCUGAACAUUACCAACAGUGUCCUGUACAGCUACGAGUACUGGGAGGUGGCUGACAACCUGGCGAAGGAGAAUAAAGAGUUCUUCAACUACUUGAAUACGUUGUCUGGGCCUUUGACUCUUCACAGUAGCAUCGCUCACGCAGUCCAAUACACCAGACAGGCUCUUCAGUGGAUACGCAUUAGUGCCAAACUUAACUAACAAGCAGAGGAUUUACUGUAUCGCGACCCCUGGGUCUCCAGGCCUCACAGAAGAGACAAAACUCUGGAUCUCUAUGCAGCUGACAGGACAGCACUGAUGCCUACUGAGCUUGUUGGAGUUGGAUGAAAUCCCAUGGAGUCUGAUCGUCCUCAUAGGAUGUUGGAGUGCUUACUGUGUGCAAAGCCCUCUGAAGGAGCGAUCUUUUAAACUUCUCACAGAUGAACUACAUGCACAUUCUUCCUCAUCAUUGGAUUCGUCCGAAGAGUCGCGUGUGUGCGCUAUGGAUUUGAAGUCUCUAAUCAUUUGCCAAAUGUCCCACGGUGACAGAAACAGGACUCUACAGCCUUUUUCAUACUGUGGAAUGAAUCAUUAUCCAGUUUCUCUGUCAGCCAAAACAGACAGGAGAAGAUGUUAAAAAAAGACCAAUCAAUCAUAUACCACUUUCUCCAAAGUAGGAAACUUGUCUGCAUCUUUUUCUAAUGAAGGUUUUAAUGACUCUACUUUUUAAAUCUCUGAUGUUUUCACUUUUAUGGGUUUUUUUUACUGUGCAAUAUCUGUUUUUAUAGAAAAAAAAGAAAAGAACAAAAACCAGGGGAAAUGUUUUUGGUAUGUAUUUUAAUUUUUAAAAUGUUAUUCUUGUCCCUGUUUUGAGUGUGGGAUUAUAUAAUUUAAUGAAUAAUGAAGUUGAAGAGGGCACUCACUCCUUGGUAAAUUUACUGUCUUAAAUUCCCAGCUUCUUCCAGCACGAGGAAACAAAGCAUCACUAUAGAGUUCCCAUGUUUUAAACAAAGGAUUACAAGGUCAUCUGUGGGUCAAUGCAUUCUUAGAAUCAUGGUGUUCUGUUUUUCCCUGUGCCUGACAAUCAAACUGCAUUGCUGUUUCACUUUUAUUCAUUUUUUAAGUUAUUUGAAUUGCUCAACAAAUAAAACAUGUGGGCAGUGA
Messenger RNA from Cottoperca gobio, 4736 nucleotides. It is a transcript of the gene aff3, whose product is annotated as AF4/FMR2 family, member 3. Bases 87 to 3794 code for a protein of 1235 amino acids. The transcript has 19 exons. Gene Ontology annotation, cellular component: super elongation complex; nucleus. Gene Ontology annotation, biological process: regulation of gene expression. NCBI's taxonomy places the organism in Eukaryota, Metazoa, Chordata, Actinopteri, Perciformes, Bovichtidae. The record is from RefSeq and is a predicted model, not a curated record.